AUCAAUUAUGAGCCCAAAUAUACCAAACUAGACCCAAACAAUACAUAUAUAAGUCGGCCCAUUAAUACUUGCGCGUAAAUUCAUCAUCCUCACACGGUCGUGUCUCCCCAGUCGCCUCCAUCCUCAACCUCAAGCAUCUAUUUCAACUGUAGGGAUAAGAUUAAGCUUCACUACUGUCAAUCCUUAUUUUUUUUACGGCCAAUUGAAGAAUGUUCGAAGCACUCCCCAAGGUUGACUAGCUAAGGAAGGGGACUGGAUGAAGAUGAUAUCUUCUUCUGUCAUAUCCAAUCGGGGAAUUUCAAGAUCCUGUUUAAGGCAAUUAAUCAAAUAUUGCACCAGUUUAACGUUUGAGGCAUCAACACUCUGCUGGAAGAAGUUCGAAGAUAAUUUAUAUGAAUAGUUUCUAAAUACUUUUAAGCUUAUCAGUAAUGGAUGACGAGAAAGGCCUUGAUCUGAGCUUGGGUUUGCCUUGUGGUGGAAAUAGUUCUUCGCAGAAGAGUAAAUAUGGCAGCUCCUCAGAUAUCAAGUCAGAUGAAGGUGAUAGAGGUAGCAAAUUAAUCAACGAGUUCAAAAACUUUCUAGAAGGUGGUAAUAACCAACAGCAUUCGAUAAAGGUUGGGGAGAAUUUCUACAAUAGCUUUGGUAAAUCUGCUGCCGAUUUAGAAACUUCUAAAAAUUCAAAUACUGGAGGAGGAGGAAUAUGGUUGACAAACGAUAGCAGGUCAACUGAAUUUGUCGAAGAUAAGAGAUCAAGCGUUGGUGAAAAGCGUAAACACUUGUUUAUCGAGACGAACCAAGAAAAGAAGCAUGAGAGAGAUGCUGCUAGCCAUGUUGAUUUGACUGAUAAAACCAAAACAUCACAUAUUUCCAUAACCACAGACGAGGGAUCAACUGCAGACAAUGAAGACGUAGCAGAAUCUGAAGUCGAUGGCUCGACUUCCAGGCAUGUUCCAAGUGGCAGCUCGGAAAAGAAUUUUAAUGUGAUGAAUAUGCCUAUGGCCUACAGUACUGUUCCUCUCCGAGGACAACCAGUAAACAUGAACACGAACACGUUAAGCUCUCAACCGAUGAAAGACUCGAAUACUAGUGGUACUACUCCUGGUAAUUUCCCGUUAAUGUUUGGGUACAAUCCUGUUCAGCUACCAUCUCUGGAUAGGGAUAAUUCUAAGGGCAAUCUUUCUCAUCACCAAGAAAUGCACCACCCGACUUAUUCCGGAAGGAACUCACUCAAUCACGACACACAGAAUAAUGACAGCCGAAAGAUCACCCAAGGGAUUUCGCAUAAGGAAACUGAAUCUACUACUCCAUCUUCUCACACAGAAGGAGAAGAAGUGAAAGGGUAUAAUCAGCUGAAAAAAGAUGCACCAGAUCAGGCUAGAGCAGCAGCAGCAGAGCUGAUUCCGGGUGAAUUUCCGGCCAUAAGGCCCGGUAUUGCAGGGGAAGUGAAAUUCGGAGGUUGUGGGUCCUACCCAAACUUGCCAUGGGUUUCUACUACGGGCCAAGGCCCGAAUGGGAGGACAAUAUCUGGGGUGACAUACAGGUUUAGCCCGACCCAGAUAAGGAUUGUGUGUGCUUGCCAUGGUUCUCAUAUGUCUCCUGAAGAAUUUGUUCGCCAUGCGUCUGCUGAAGAAAGCCAGGCUCCAGAUGCUUUGACAUCUUUGCCGAGUAGCAACCCUGCAGCCUCGGCUCAAAGUUGAUUUUCACUUUCUGAUAUAUUGAUUUCUCUUCUCCUUU
Messenger RNA from Striga asiatica, 1734 nucleotides. The record is from the annotation of a GenBank genome assembly. NCBI's taxonomy places the organism in Eukaryota, Viridiplantae, Streptophyta, Magnoliopsida, Lamiales, Orobanchaceae.